UACUUUCGGUCAGCAUAUAACUUCAUGCUAUAUUUUUCACUGCUUGACGACAGAACAGCCACAUGCAUUUUUUCAAAACCCUAUUCCAAAUCAUCAUUAUUUAUUCCUUUACACUUCAUAUUUUAUCGUAAAAAAUGAAAGUGUUAUUUUAUUUUCAUCUGUUAUGCCAAGUGGUAAACGUGUUGACGUCCACAAAAUCUUACAACAGAGCUGGGAAUUGCAUACAAAACGACGAACACGUAGAAACUUCAUUCGUCAAGGAAUUGUGUAAAUCAAAUCCAGAUUUGGAAGAGUUUAUGAUAGCCGCCGACAUCUUGAUAAGAUCCGAUUGUGCUUUGAUCGAUUCGUGUAGAAGAGUGAUCGAGCAACCUCACGAUGAUAUCGACGAAGUAGACUUCAUAGUGGUUGGUGGAGGAGUCUCAGGUCCCGUAGUGGCUGGGAGACUAUCGGAAAAUUCUUCCUGGACGGUGAUCCUCUUUGAAUCCGGUCCAGAGCAACCAGCAGCCAUCGACAUACCUGCCUUGCUGAGUUCGGCAAUCGCUACGAAGUACGAUUGGCAGUAUUCUACAACGCCGCAAAAACACGCUUGUUUGGCAUAUGGGGGAAUAUGCGGCUGGCCCCGAGGAAGAUUAUUGGGCGGAACUGCUUCUCUGUCGGGUUCGAUGUACUCGAGAGGGCACCGGAACAUUUACGACGGGUGGUUGAGGGACGGCAACGUCGGUUGGGGAUACGACGACGUGUUGCCGUUUUUCAAGAUGUCUGAGAACAACAAGGACUACAAAACGGAAAUCCACGGAACUCGGGGCCCGAUUCCGGUGCAAAAGCCCACGGAAAUUUUGUCGAUAUCGCGGACGCUGAUUGAGGCUGGCCGGGAAUUGGGGUACUCGGAGAUAGACAUGAGUGACCCGGACCCGAUGGGUUUCUCGAUCGCGCAGCUCAUGAUCAACAAAGCCAAGACCCGAGUGACGACGCCCACGGCGUACCUGCGACCGCACCUGAACAUCCGUAGCAACCUGCGCGUCAAGACCAACUGCCACGUGACACGACUGUUGUUCGCAGCGGACCGACGGUCGGUACAAGGCGUCGAGUACGUGGACAGCGCGAACCGCACCAGACGUAUGAUGGCUAGAAAGGAGGUGAUCCUGAGCGCAGGCGUCAUAGGGUCUCCGCACUUACUCAUGCUGUCCGGCAUCGGACCGGCAGAAGACCUGCGACCGCUUGGCGUGCCGGUGGUGCAGGAUUUGCGGGUGGGACACAACCUGCAGCACCACGUGGCCAGCAAGCUCAGCUUCCAGCUGAACGUGAUGCACGAUCGGCUGUUGACGUACGAGACGAUCGGCCAGUACCUGAAGAACAGGUCGGGUCCGCUGUCCACCACCGGCGCUCUGCAGACGUCCGCGUUCUUGCGGUCCGAUCAGGCGGGGCCUACGGACCCGGCCGAUUUACAGUUUUUCUUCGACGGAUACUCGCCGAACUGCGCUUACGCCCAACCGGUGUACGGCGGGUGCACGGCGGCCUCGACCCCGGUGCGCAUGAACAUACGGCCGGCGAACGUAAUGCCGCGGAGCCGGGGCACCAUUCGGCUGAUGAGCGCCAACCCGUUCGUCCGGCCACGAAUCGAUCCCAAUUACCUGGCCGCUGAGACGGACGUCGAAGUACUGGUGUGGGGCCUGCGGAAGGCAUACGAACUGGUGCACACCAAGGCUCUGCAGCAGCUGGGGGCCACCGUUGACCGGUCACCCGUCAAAUACUGCAAAGGGUUCACGUUCGCCACCGACCCGUACUGGCGGUGUCUGGUCCGUUACCACACGCAAGGCGAGAACCACCAUGCGGGCACGUGCAAGAUGGGCCCAGCCUCGGACCCGUCAGCCGUCGUCGAUUCCGAGUUGCGAGUGCACCGCGUCCGCGGCUUGCGCGUAGUCGACUCGUCCGUGUUUCCGACACAGCCCAACUGCAACCCAAUCGCGCCCGCCGUCAUGGUCGCCGAGAAGGCAGCGAAUUUCAUUAAGAACACGUGGCGCUGACGCUAGGCCGUACCGAACAUGUCCGCGAUUCACGUACUCGACGCGCGACGGCGGCAUACCGGUACGAUUCGUGAUGCAGUCGACGGUAUCUUGGUGACGUCCGCCAUAUGACGACAUCGGCAAAUAUAUUGUAAAUUCGAACAUCAAAAAAAUAAUAUUUCAAUUCGUCUCCCAACAACUUGUAUACCUACUGCAAAGAUCGUUAUUGAUGUACCCACCUUUUAACUCAGUAUUCCAUUUUAGUUAUAUAAAAUUAUAUUUAUUUAUUUAUGUAACAUUAUGUAUAUUAUUAUU
Diuraphis noxia (Russian wheat aphid) is the source of this 2318-nucleotide messenger RNA. Its product is annotated as glucose dehydrogenase [FAD, quinone]-like. Gene Ontology annotation, molecular function: flavin adenine dinucleotide binding; oxidoreductase activity, acting on CH-OH group of donors. The record is from RefSeq and is a predicted model, not a curated record. NCBI's taxonomy places the organism in Eukaryota, Metazoa, Arthropoda, Insecta, Hemiptera, Aphididae.